CCCUGGGCCGGCGCAUGCGCGCGGCUCCCCCUCGGCCGCGGGGAGGGGGAUGCGGACGGGGGAAGAUGGCGGCCUCGAACAACCCGCGGAAAUUCAGCGAGAAGAUCGCGCUGCACAACCAGAAGCAGGCGGAGGAGACGGCGGCCUUCGAGGAGGUCAUGAAGGACCUGAGCCUGACCCGCGCGCACCGGCUACAGCUGCAGAAAACCCAAUAUCUGCAACUGGGGCAGACUCGUGGCCAGUACUACGGGGGGUCACUGCCAAAUGUGAAUCAGAUUGGGAACAGUGCCAUGGAUCUCCCCUUCCAGCACAACGGAGCUCUGGCUGAAGCCUUUGGAGCAGUUCCUGUCUCUUUGACCCCGUUCCAGUCGUCAGCGCUGGACACGAGCAGGACCACGCGGCACCACGGGCUGGUGGACAGGGUGUACCGGGAGCGGAACCGCCUGGGCUCGCCGCACCGCCGCCCGCUCUCCGUGGACAAGCACGGCCGGCAGGUGGACAGCUGCCCCUAUGGCACCGUGUACCUGUCACCGCCGUCGGACACCAGCUGGAGGAGGACAAAUUCUGAUUCUGCCUUGCACCAGAGCACCAUGACUCCAGCUCAGCAGGAAUCCUUUUCAGGAGGCUCCCAGGACAUGCAGCAGAAAAGAGUUUUAUUGCUGACUGUCCCUGGAAUGGAGGAGAGCACCUCUGAUGCAGACAAAGCCCUCUCCAAGCAAGGCUGGGACACUAAAAAGACUGGGUCAUCGAGACCCAAAUCCUGUGAAGUUCCAGGAAUCAACAUCUUCCCGUCGGCGGAGCAGGAGAGCAGCCCGGCCCUGAUCCCCGGCGCGCACAACACGGGCGGCUCGCUGCCCGACCUCACCAACAUCCACUUCCCCUCGCCCCUGCCCACGCCCCUGGACCCCGAGGAGUCCUUCCCUGCCCUCAGCAGCUCCAGCAGCACGGGCAACCUGGCUGCCAACCUGACCCACCUGGGCAUCAGCUCUGCCAGCCAGGGAAUGACGACGACGCCGGCCCCGUCCCAGCACCGCCAGCCCAGCGUCAGCCCCCUGUCCUUGGGCGCGGACUCGCGGCGACCUCAGUCCCAGCAAAUGUCCCCCACGCUGUCCCCGCUGUCACCCAUCACUCAGGCCGUGGCUAUGGAUGCAUUGUCCCUGGAGCAGCAGCUGCCCCCGUACCCCUUUUUCACCCAGCCCAGCUCCCAGCAGCAGCAGCAGCCAGCGGUGGCCAGUUCCCUGCCCCAGCCCCCCCCUCUGCUGCAGAGCUCGGGGCUGCAGAGGGGCCCCCAGCUGCCCCCUCUGGCUGUCACGGUACCUUCCAGCAUCCCCCAGUCACCCCCGGGGAGCCAGAGCCAGCCCUCCAUGGGCAUUGACAUCAACUCGGCCUCACUCCAGCAGUACCGCAGUAAUGCUGGCUCCCCAGCCAACCAGUCUCCCACCUCUCCUGUCUCCAAUCAAGGCUUCUCUCCUGGCAGCUCCCCUCAACAUUCUUCCAUGCUGGGCAGUGUUUUUGGGGACUCCUAUUAUGAGCAGCAGAUGACAGCUAGGCAGGCUAAUGCCCUCUCCCACCAGCUGGAGCAGUUCAACAUGAUCGAGAACGCCAUCAGCUCCAACAGCCUGUACAGCCCCUGCUCCACCCUCAACUACUCGCAGGCUGCCAUGAUGGGACUGACGGGCAGCCACGGCAGCCUGCAGGACUCGCAGCAGCUGGGCUACUCCAGCCACGGCAACAUCCCCAACAUCAUCCUGACAGUGACAGGAGAAUCCCCCCCCAGCUUAUCAAAAGAACUGACCAGCUCCUUGGCAGGAGUGGGGGACGUCAGCUUCGACACGGAUUCCCAGUUCCCUCUGGAUGAACUCAAAAUUGACCCCUUGACCCUGGAUGGACUGCACAUGCUCAACGACCCCGACAUGGUCCUCACCGACCCCGCCACAGAGGACACGUUCCGCAUGGACCGGCUGUGAGCCGCAGGGCCCGCCCGGGCCGCCCCUCCUGGGGCUCUGUGCCCUCCUGGGGCUCUGUGCCCUCCUGGAGCUGUAUCCCCUUCUGGAGCUGCAUCCUCUCCUGAAGCUGCACCCCUCCUGGAGCUGUAUCCCAUCCUGAGGCUGUAUCCCUUCCUGGAGCUGCAUCCUUUCCUGGAGCUCCAUCCCAUCCUGGAGGGUCUAUCCUGAAGGGUCCAUCCUGAAAGGUCCAUGCCACCCUGAAGGGUCCAUCCCGGCGGGUCUGUCGCACCCUGGAGCUCCGUUCCAUCCUGGAGGGGCCAUUCCACCCUGGAGCUCCAUCCCACCCUGGAGCUCCAUCCCAGCCCGGAGGGUCGAUCCCACCCUGGAGCUCCGUUCCAUCCUGGAGGGUCCAUCCCAGCCCGGAGGGUCCGUCCUGGGGGGUCCAUCCCACCCUGGAGCUCCGUUCCAUCCUGGAGGGUCCGUCCUGGGGGGUCCGUCCCAGCCCGGGGAGCAGCUCUCGUGCCCCUGUACAAUCAGUAACCAGAGCUUGUUGUCCGAGCUUGCCGCGCUGCCGAGCCCGUCCCCGCGUGUCGCCCCGAGCCGCUCGUUGCCGUCCAGCAGUCAGGACUUGUCCGGUUUGUCCCGGUUUGUCCCGGUGGUUUUUCCCGGUUUGUCCCGGUGGUUUUCCCGGUUUGUCCCGGUGGUUUUUCCCGGUUUGUCCCGGUGGUUUUUCCCGGUUUGCCGUCGGCCUUUCCCUCUGCAGAGCCCCUCUGCCCGGGUGGGACCUUGUCCCUGCCCUGUGCCCCAGGGAGGGGCUGGGGGCAGUCACGGGGCCGGGGGGGCUGGCACUGCCCGGAGCGGGGCUGGGGGGCUGGGGGGCCCUGCCCCUCGGGAGCCAAGCCCUGCCGUGCCGCCGUGCCCUGCACUGGCAGCGCCCGUGCCGCUGCCGGUCCCAGGCGUGUGCCAGCCCCUGCCCCUCCCUCCGGCCCCGGCAGUCCCGGCACAGCGGAGCCGCCGCGGCCGCCAGGCCCCCAAUCCACCUUCAACACUAUUUUUUUCUAAGCUUUUUAUGGUUUGUUUUGUUUUGUCUUUUUAAAAAAAAUAUAUGUGUAAUAUAUAUCUAUUUCUAUAUAUGGCUGCAUAUAUAGAGAGCAUUUCUGAGCACACAUGAAAGUUCUAUAAUUCAUUACUGGAUUAGACAGAGGAUCAGAACAUCUUAAAGCAGCUAAAAAAAUAGAGACUAACCUGCAUAAUCCUAAUUUUUACUUUGUGAGAGAUUCCUGGGCAACAGGAAGGGCAUUUCCAUAGCAAUGCCAGGCUCGUAGAAUCAUGAUUUUUUAAUUUUUUAUUCUUAUUCAUUACUUAUUCUGUUACUUAUUUAUGAUUUUUUUGGUUGUUGUUGUUGUCAUUUAUUUUUUUUUAAAUUUUAUUUAAAUAUUUGGAUAUUAGGAAAGUAGCUCAACUACAUACAGCCAAUGGAAGCACUCUACAUAAUAUUUGUACAGUACAUUUUUUUUGUGGUUUUAUUCCAGAAAUAUAUUAUAUAUAUAUAUUAUAUAUGUAGGUAUUUUUAAACUAACUGGAAUUUUACACAGAUGUUAAGCAGGAAUAAGGAAGCCCAAGGCAAGUUUAGAUAUUUUCCUUUGGAAAGGCAAAAUAGGGUGGUUGGAACUUAAAAAUUCCUUCAUUCACCCGGGGGAAAAAAAAAAUCUCUUGCUCCACAAUGGCCAGGAUUGAAUCCUCCAAAAUUCUGUUUAAUUAAAUGGAGAAUUGAUUAUU
Molecule: messenger RNA, 3725 nt
Organism: Passer domesticus (house sparrow)
Lineage: Eukaryota; Metazoa; Chordata; Aves; Passeriformes; Passeridae
Gene: CRTC1
Product: CREB regulated transcription coactivator 1
Exons: 15
Coding region: 15-1967 (650 amino acids)
Biological process (GO): positive regulation of transcription by RNA polymerase II; protein homotetramerization
Cellular component (GO): nucleus; cytoplasm
Molecular function (GO): cAMP response element binding protein binding
Source: RefSeq, a predicted model, not a curated record